GUUUUGUGUACUGACCUUCAUCCGGGGACUUGAUCCUACGCGCGAAAUGGAGUGAUGUAAACACAACUACAAGCUUGGGGAAUGCCUUUGUGGUGUUGUGCUGUAAACAAACAAUUGAUGGGACUUUUUUAGGAAUGCCUCUGGAGUGUUGCGUUGUAAACAAUUUAUGGGACUUUUUUAGGAAUGCCUUUGGAGUGUUGCGUUAAGGACAAUAUGCAGCUGCGUCGCAAGUUAGGCGGCACUGCAGCGAUGGCCACCACGAGGAUGAGGAAACGACGGAAGGAAACUGAGCCAGCUCCGCCUCAGAAAAAGAAAGUAACGAGAACGGGAUCAAAGUCACAUGUCAAGGAUUUGCAGCAGACCCCACCUCGAAGGCAGAGGAAAGGUGGAAUAUCACGUCCCAUCACCGAUGAAAAACAUGACCAACCAACAACAGACUUUAUAACCUCCACCCCUGAGGUUAGCAAAGCAGUUACUUACAAGAAAGCAUUGAAAAUCCUGAAAGAAAAUCCAGAAACUGGUUCUCCUCCCAGAGUACCGAUGCUGGGGACUCUCUUCUCUCCUGUGUACCAGUUUUAUGAUGGAGAUUGCGAGGAACGAGAAGGAAUGGAAUCCAUUGCCAAGUCCCUGGACUUUGGGGGCUGGGCAGAUUAUCAGGAAGGGGAGGAGUCGGAUGGAGCGUCUUCCACCAAAGAAAACCAGGAGCCUUUUGAAGUUCCAGUUGAAAUAUGCACCAAUGAAAAGCUAGCUAUGGAGGAUAACAACAACCUAGUGUGUGGCAAGUCUGGGACUAUGGAGUGUGAUGCGCUGGCCGAAGACGAGCAUCCGUCGUACGAAGAGGAAGAGGAAGUCAUGGUAGAUGAAAUCGAUGUCGAAAAUUUUGAUCCAUACCUGUUCAUCAGAAACCUUCCCCCAUUAACCGAUGAGCUCAGAGCACGCAACCCAGCUCUCCCGCUUAAAACCAGAAGUUCACCAGAAUUCUCACUUGUCCUUGACCUUGAUGAAACCUUAGUACACUGCAGUCUGACAGAACUGGAGGAUGCAGCAUUUACGUUUCCUGUUCUGUUUGAAGAAGUCACCUAUCAGGUGUUUGUACGAACAAGACCAUUCUUCCGCGAGUUCCUGGAAAGAGUGUCAGAAUUGUUUGAAGUCAUUCUAUUCACUGCCUCCAAAAAAGUCUACGCAGACAAACUUGUCAACCUUCUGGAUCCUCAGAAGCAGCUGAUUAAGCAUCGAUUAUUCCGAGAACACUGUGUGUGUAUCAAUGGAAACUAUAUCAAAGAUUUAACAAUUCUCGGUCGUGAUUUGGCGAAAACGGUCAUCAUAGACAACUCUCCACAGGCGUUUGGUUACCAGUUGGACAAUGGAAUUCCCAUUGAGAGUUGGUAUGUUGAUAAGGAUGACCGGGAACUGAUGAAUCUUGUGCCAUUUCUACACAGCUUAGUACAGAAGAAAGAAGAUGUUCGUCCUCAUAUUCACCAUACCUUUAAACUGCACGAACUGUUACCGCCAUGACUCGGGGUCAAGAGGUCAGGAACAGCAGAUCAUGAUCUGCUGUGUGUUUGAUCAGCACAGAGGACUGUGUUCAUCAUCACUGUAGUCUUCUGAACUAGAUUCACUGAUGGGUUGUUCGUGAUUAUCUCCCCCUUUUAUAAAUUCUUCAUAUAUAUGAAAGUUUUAUUAUGUCAGGUUUUUUUUAAUGGAGACAAAAAUUUUAAUGUACUGCAAUAGGGCAGAUUUUAGCAAUAAUUGUUUCGGAAGACAUACUCAGUAUGAAAUGUAAGCUAUUGCAAAUAUUUUAUUUAUGAAUCUUGUUUCAGUAGAUUUUUAUUUGUGAAUGAAUUAAGAAAAACCCUUGUACAUGGAAAGUGGUUCAAAGAUUUCAUUUGCUAGUGUUUCUGUUAUUGUAGAUACCAAUACAUGUCACUUCUACAAAAAACAUAUUUGUUACACUAUCCAGUUUUUUUCCUUUUACAUGUGAAAUACUUAUGUUGGUUAAGAUAUAUAUAGAACUAGAAUUAUUUCUCCAUGCAUUUUCUAUUAUGUGUUGGUCAAUCUCUUCACCAUUGACCUGCUUAAUUUUCUUAAAAUUUCAUUUUACUGUUUGCAUUUAGUUCUUGCAGUAGUUUUUAUUUGCUUGCAAAAAUUUCCAAAUGGAAUAUGUCAAACGUAAUGAAUUUUCCUGAAAAUUUCUGAUCUCCCAGUUUAAAGGGCACCUGAUAGAUUCACAUACAGUCAAUAGACACAUGUCUGAAGUGCCCUGUUCUGGGAUAUCAAAAAGGGAAAAGAAAUUUAACAAAAUUGAAAGGAAAUCGAGUAAAAAUUUUUUGCUUUGAAAUUAAACAUAGAUAUAAUUGAUUUUCCUGGAAAGAUUGGAGGUGAAAAGAAAAUUGGCAUGCACCAUUUUAUUUUUGUUGGAAGAUUUAAAAGUACUGUACGAGAAAGUACUUGUGUAUAUGAUUAUGUAUCAAAAGUUAAAUGUUGAUACUUCAUUUGACGUGUAAAUACAUGUACAUGUAUGAAUUCUUUUGAGAAGUUCUGGUAGUUUUACUUAACAAAGUUUUUAAUCGUAAAUUUUAUGUUUUACUAUAAAAAUGUCUACUUUUUUUAAGGCAUGUACUUGGACAGCUAUAUGCUUUACAUUUCUGAGGCAGCGAUAAUUUUCUGUGAAUAUAAAUGUAUCUAUGGUUAUGAGGUGAAUGUUAUCUAAAGUUUUCGUCUUCUGAGAAUAACAUAUGGAGGUAGGCAUGUUAAUUACUUGCACAAGAUUUUACAGUAGAUCUCAAAAUCCUUUCCCAGCAUCAGUUAGCUGUGUAAUUAUGUCCUUAAAUAACAAUGGUCUGAUUCAUCAAUUGUUUGUUUCUGUAAGUUGUAAAAAAAAAAGAAGCAUUUUUUCCAGUGGGGGUGGGGGGCACUGCCUUUCUGACGUAGAAGACUUGUACAUAUUGCAUGUAUAUAUUUCUCUUUUAGGGAACUGUUACUAUUCCUUUGACAAAUUAUUACUAUGCCAUGUUUCUCCUAAUAAACGCCCAUGUCAUUUUUAAGGGCCUUUUCCUACUACAAUAAGUGCCCAUGUUAUAAUAAGCACUCUGUCAUUAUAAGGGGCCUGCUUUAACUACAAUAACGUUGUUAUAAGGGGCUUGCUUUGACUACAGUAACAGUAUGUUUUCUAUUUUCUUUAGGAGGAAAGCUAUGUUUAAACAUUGCCUAACAUUAGUGUGCUUUAAUGUUUACCAUCCAAAUAUUGCAUGUGUAUAUCUAAAGAUGGAUGUGUCUAAUGUCUUUCUGUUCUCGAUUCUCGGGGGGGGGGGGGGGGGGGGGGGGGGGAUGGGAUGUGAUGUUAGAUUUUGUUGUUACAAUAUUUUGUCUACUUUUAUGCAGUCUCAAGAAUUAAUAUUCUGAAACAGUCAAAUCUUAAUAAACUUUCUCCAAGUUUUAUAUCCCUGCUUAAGGAAUAUGUGUGUCCCUCACGCCGUUCCAUAGUUUUAGUCCCUUUCGUUUUCUUUGUUUUAUUUUAAAUGGUUAGGAUCUUUUCAUUUUUCCCAAACACUUUUUUUUUAAAUCGAACUUGCUAGGUCUUUAGCUACAUGUAAUGAAAUGAAUGUAGAUUUGUGGGUCUGUGACAACCUAGUUUUAAUCUAACUAUUAUUGCAUUUGUAUCAAAUAGUUGUGUACCAAUUUUUUUUUUUAUAUAGGUUAAGAUCUAAGGAAAUAAUGGGAUAUGAGAAGGUGUUUAACUUACUGGGACUUCUUGAUUCAGGGCUACUGCUAGUGAAAAGAGAAUCGCAUCUUAAUUUGGAAAGAUUGUCUCAGACCUGUGGCUUGUUGUAAGGGGAGGGGGUGAUGUGACAGUUUGAUAAUUUCAGACCAGUGGCUUGUUGUACGGGGAGGGGAUGAUGUGACAGUUUGAUAAUUUCAGACCAGUGGCUUGUUGUACGGGGAGGGGAUGAUGUGACAGUUUGAUAAUUUCAGACCAGUGGCUUGUUGUACGGGGAGGGGGUGAUGUGACAGUUUGAUAAUUUCAGACCAGUGGCUUUUUUAGGGGGAGGGGAUGAUGUGACAGUUUGAUAAUUUCAGACCAGUGGCUUGUUGUGUGGUAGAAGUGGAUGAAGCUUGAUACAGAUUUUUUCUAAAAAUCCACAUCUCUCUUUUUUCCCCUUGCAAUAAGGGGCAUGGUGAAAAUCUAUCAUUUUAACCAGUUCUGAAGCAAAAUUAAAAAAAUAUAUAUAUAUUGAGUUUAGAACUUGCAGUACAGAAAGCAGUCAGUUGAUUUUGAUUUAACAGGAGAAAAUUUAAACAGAGGGACAUUUUCCUCAAUUUUGCAUGAUGAACGUUUUGAUUAUAGCGUUACUUGAUUCACUUUCGUAGAUUUUCAUGUGUUUAGAAAAAACAAUGAUAUAUAUCUUAUUUUGUAUGGACAUGCCGGGGAGGUGUCUUACUGUAAUGUGUAGUACUGGGGAGAGCAAGCCACUAUACAAAUUGUGUAAUGUGUGUUUCAACUUUAUUUGGUGUUUAAAGGGGCAUCAGCUGGGAUUCUGUCAUCAAAAAUUGAAUUGCUCUAUACAUGUAUUAUAUUUAUAUAUGUGUAUUUCAGUAGUAACACCAGCAUUUAAUUAUUUCGAACACUUUUUAGCCUUAAAGCAGGCACUUAGAUAUGUAAUUUUGGUGAUAAAUAAUUAAUGUCUUGCAAGACAAUAAGUCUUCCUUAUAUAUUGUAGAAUAAUGCCCGCGGCAUUCCUUUGAUCUUUGCAAUAAUUGUGGCAGAAUUCUUUACACUAAAAGCGGUUAUCUAACAUGGUUUUAUUAGGUUUCUCUUGUUUUUGUACAAAAUGAAUGUUUUUAUUAAUCAUUAAUAUAUAUUCCUAUACCAUUGAGAGAUUUUGAGUUAAAAAAAGUUGCCAUCACUUUCACAGCUAAUGCCCCUAUAACAAAUGAAUAGUAGCCAGGGUUAGAAUUUUACAAGUAGAAGUUAUUUAUACACAAUGUAUUGGGUUUAUACUGUAAAGAUGGGUCAGACUAUUUUAACUAAUUAAUGUGCAUCAUUUUAAUUUGCAGUUAUUUUCUCUGGAAAAUAUUGUCUCACAACUGCUGUAUGUGUAACUUGGAAUUACUAUUGAAUCCUAUCAUAAAACGGAUAGUAAUUUGUCUUUUAAAAACUUACUUCUUACCCGCCCCCUCUCAACUCCGCCCCCUCUCCUUGCUGUUAUCUUCAUCAUCCUUCAGAAUGUGUAAUAAAACAAUACCAAAUACCAGUAGCACAUUUUUAAGACAGCAAGCGUAGGUCUCAUUUUUUAUUUUUAUUUUUUUAUUUUUUUUUUUAUUUCCGUUUCUGUCCAAUGGUGUGCAGAAACGGAAUAAACAGUAAAAUUUUACUGCUUUUUUUUUUUUUUUUUUUUUUUCUUUUCUCAAGGUGUUGAUAUAUUUUGAAUCUUUGUUGUAUUUUUACGUUUAUUGUACAUAUUAUUGAUAAAUGAUGUAAAUAAUUUUAAAUGUAAAUAAUUUUAACUCAGAAUUUUAUGCUUCGUAUUUUACGGUUUAUAUUAUUUGUGAGCUUUCUUUUAGACAAUUAAACUUUGCUUUAGAUAACCAUA
Molecule: messenger RNA, 5591 nt
Organism: Ostrea edulis (European flat oyster)
Lineage: Eukaryota; Metazoa; Mollusca; Bivalvia; Ostreida; Ostreidae
Product: CTD small phosphatase-like protein 2
Exons: 12
Coding region: 184-1515 (443 amino acids)
Molecular function (GO): phosphoprotein phosphatase activity
Source: RefSeq, a predicted model, not a curated record